AUUUUUAAUUAUCUCACUUUCGUCACUUUCUCUUUCUAUCUUCUUCUACUUCAAAUUUGUAAUAUCUAUUUACUUUUUCUACCCCUCAUUAUCUCAAUUCAUCGCCGGAAAGUUACACGCCGUCCGAUCAAUUUCCCGACCUACGGCGGUCAUGGAUCGCCGGUACUCCACUCAAAUUGAAAUUUCCCGACGGUGAUAUUUCUCAUCUCCGGUUAUAGAUUUCAUGUAUUGUAAAAUCAGGUACUUGUGAACUACACAUUGCAAUCAUUAAAGCUCUUCAUCUUCUAGAUCUCUGUUUGCUUACCGAAAGUUUAUGUAUUUAGUUGAGGUUUUUGAUAUCUACAGGUAGGUAAAAAAAAAGUUACAGUUAGGGUUUUUGUAUUGAUUGGAAGGGAUAAUGUUGAAUAAAAUCAUAAAGCGAGGGCAUAAAAAGGUGCCUAAAUCAGAAGUAUCUGAUUUUGGUCACGCGCCGCCGGCGGGAGGUAGGAAUUCCGGCAAUGUUUCGACGUCUGAUGUGGUGGUGAAUCAUGCUUCGAGAGGAAACAUGGUAACGAAUUCUAUUCAAUCACAACAGACACCUUCAGUGAUGACAUCUGCAGCUCCAGCACCGGGAAACAUUGAGAACCUUCCCUUGUUUCGUGACGUGCCGCUAUCCGAACGUCAAGUGUUGUUUUUUAGGAAACUACAGAUUUGUUGUUUUCAGUUUGAUUUCACAGAUACGAUGAAACUUGUAAGGGAGAAAGAGAUAAAGAGGCAAACACUUGUGGAGCUUGUAGAUUAUGUUCAAUCUGGUGCUGGAAAAAUCAGUGAAAGUAAUCAAGAAGAAAUGGUAAAGAUGAUAUCAGUGAAUAUAUUUCGUUGUUUACCUCCGGGUUCUCAUGAGAAUACAGGAUCCGAAAAUGUGGAACAGGAAGAGGACGAGCCAUGUCUUGAGCCAUCUUGGCCUCAUUUACAGCUUGUGUAUGAAUUGCUGUUGAGGUAUGUGGUUUCAUCAGAUUCUGAUACAAAGUUAGCUAAACGCUUUAUUGAUCACUCGUUUGUAUUGAAGUUAUUGGAUUUGUUUGAUUCCGAGGACCCAAGGGAGAGAGAGUAUUUGAAAACAAUACUUCACCGCGUAUAUGGGAAGUUUAUGGUGCAUAGACCAUUUAUAAGGAAGGGAAUCAAUAACAUCUUUUAUAGGUUUAUAUAUGAGACAGAGAGGCACAGUGGGAUAGGUGAGUUACUAGAGAUUCUAGGGAGUAUUAUAAAUGGUUUUGCGUUGCCCAUGAAAGAGGAACACAAGCUAUUCCUUGUUCGGGCACUCAUACCACUGCACAAACCGAAACCGGUUGCAAUGUAUCAUCAGCAGUUAUCCUACUGUAUUGUUCAGUUUGUUGAAAAGGAUUACAAGUUGUCCGAUACAGUUAUAAGGGGUUUGUUGAAAUACUGGCCUGUCACCAAUUGCCAAAAGGAAGUCCUCUUUCUUCAGGAGCUUGAAGAAGUGUUGGAAACCACACAGGCGGCAGAAUUUCAGCGUUGCAUGGUUCCUCUUUUUAGACAGAUUGCUCGUUGCCUUAACAGCCCACACUUCCAGGUUGCAGAGCGAGCCCUAUUUCUAUGGAACAAUGAGCACCUAGUGGGAUUGAUCGCCCAGAACCGCAAUGUCAUUUUCCCGAUCAUUUUUGAUGCUCUGCAAAAGAACAUAGAUAAUCAUUGGAAUCAAGCUAUCCAUGGGCUGACUGUAAAUGUUCGCAAAAUGUUCAUGGAAAUGGAUGCUGAUCUGUUCGAUGAGUGCCAAAGACAGUAUUCUGAGAAAGCAGCUCGGGCCACUGAACUGGAAGAGCAGCGAGAACUAAGAUGGCAGAGAUUAGCAGCUGCUGCAACACAAGGAUGCUAAAAGGGACACGUUCAUCGCGAUUCUUGUUCCAUUAGGUGGGAUUAGACCCCAAAUCCCAAACUGGAUGCGUGGUUUACAACCAUGAUCAUUUGUUAUACUGGUAUUCAUUUCUUCUAGUUUUUGUUCGUCGAUGUCAGUGUGCUGAAUCGUUGAAGAUGUCUGGCAAUGCAGCCACGUGUAACUCAUAUAUGUAUUUGAUAACUGCUUUGUCGCCGUGUGCUGCAGCUCAGGAAUGGUUUGUUUUAAGUGUAAUUUGUUCUGUAAUUUUGUCCUCUUUAGAGAAAUUUUUAUUCUUCAGUGAACUUUGAAAGCAACAAAUCUGGUGUUUACCG
Molecule: messenger RNA, 2208 nt
Organism: Solanum dulcamara
Lineage: Eukaryota; Viridiplantae; Streptophyta; Magnoliopsida; Solanales; Solanaceae
Product: serine/threonine protein phosphatase 2A 57 kDa regulatory subunit B' beta isoform-like
Exons: 2
Coding region: 398-1876 (492 amino acids)
Biological process (GO): signal transduction
Cellular component (GO): protein phosphatase type 2A complex
Molecular function (GO): protein phosphatase regulator activity
Source: RefSeq, a predicted model, not a curated record